AUGAGAAUGGGAGGCAACCAGAAACUGAUGAACGAGAAAUUCCUCAUGAAAAUGAGGAAAAUCUUGGGGAUUAGCCUAGAGAACGAAGGUCACCUGCUAGGAAUCACCAACGUUCUUCCCGAACCCAUAGAGCGAAGGCUCGUACAGAUCCUAAUAGGAGAAAUACAACAAAUCACACUCAGGGGGAAAGAACAAAGCGUGAAGAAGCAACUGUCCAAAGAUUUCAAGAAACAGUUCCAGGCUGCUAGGGAUAGACGACCCGAAGCGGCCUCGCUAACCAAUAUAAAGCAGCAGUCAGGUGAGACACUUAAGGCAUACUUAAGUCGCUUUAGCACGGCUGCAGUUAGGGUUAGGAACUUGGAUGACAACACACAACUUACAUCCUUUCAGGCGGGGAUCAAUACUGAUCCAUCAACCGCAGGGGGCGAGCUGUGGGACGACUUACAAGGUCGUCUAGUAAAAAAUAUCAUUGAGUUCAACGAAAAGGCUCAAGUUGCCUUCGGCAAGCCUGAGCCCUUGAGGAAUGCGAGGAGAAAAAGAGAUCCUAAUAGGUAUUGUAAAUUCCAUAAGAAUAUUGGGCAUACGACUAAUGAAUGUCACCAAUUCAAAGAUGAGAUAGAAAGUCUCAUCGUUCGAGGUCACUUUAAACAGUACGUGGAAAGACAGGGCCAUGGAUACAACCAGCCCAGUCUGCCCAAUAACCCAAAUAACCAGGGGUUACAACCUUUUCCUGCUGAAGGGGUGGACAUCUUGGUUAUUUCGAAAGGGCCACAUAUCGCAGGGGAAAGUAAUAACGCCCAGAAAAGAUAUGUGAAAGAAAUAAAGAACGACCAGUCGGCAUUUGCCCCAGAACCUUCCAAGAAGGUGAAAACUGAGGAACCUCCAAUUAUAUUCACGGAGGAAGACGAGAAAAGCGUGAGAUAUCCUCACGUUGAUCCAUUGGUGAUUACCAUUCAACUCGUCAAUAAAAGGAUAAAGAGGGUGUUAAUAGACAACAGGAGCUCAGUAAAUAUCCUUCAUCAGGAAACUUUAAGGAAGAUGGGGCUCGAAAAGGCCAAAUUGAGGCCUGGUAUGGUGAACUUUGUGAAUUCACCGAAGACAGCAUUUCCAGACUUCGCAUAA
This is a messenger RNA of Cannabis sativa, 1122 nucleotides long. RefSeq lists its product as uncharacterized. The record is from RefSeq and is a predicted model, not a curated record. The transcript is spliced from 3 exons. Lineage: Eukaryota; Viridiplantae; Streptophyta; Magnoliopsida; Rosales; Cannabaceae. The coding region runs from base 1 to 1122 and encodes 373 amino acids.